Messenger RNA from Crotalus tigris (Tiger rattlesnake), 2220 nucleotides. RefSeq names its product phospholipase A2 group IB (gene PLA2G1B). The record is from RefSeq and is a predicted model, not a curated record. Bases 1164 to 1622 code for a protein of 152 amino acids. Lineage: Eukaryota; Metazoa; Chordata; Lepidosauria; Squamata; Viperidae. The transcript is spliced from 4 exons. Gene Ontology annotation, molecular function: phospholipid binding; calcium ion binding; signaling receptor binding. Gene Ontology annotation, biological process: fatty acid biosynthetic process; lipid catabolic process; phospholipid metabolic process.
GUUAGAACAAUUAACCAGGGGAACAACAUGCCUCCAGAAGUGGUGGGUGCUCCAUCCCUGGAGACUUUUAAGAAGAGACUGGACAACCGUUUGUCUGAAAUGGUAUAGGGUUUCCUGCCUGCGCAGGGGGUUGGACUAGAUGACCACCAAGACCCUCCCAACUCAGUUGCUCUAGGUUCUUUGGAGGCAAGGAGGAUGAGGUGAGGUGCCGUUAACCUUGAGUGAGGAAAUUGGCGUUUGUGUCUGAAGAGAUAAUCAUGUUGUAAAAGGCAGGGUCAACCUGUUCUCCAUCAGUCCAAGAAACAGGAGGUCAAAUAACUGGUUGAAGUUACAAGAAGUGACAAUAUAGUAGACAUCACCUCUGUUCACAGGAGAUGGUUACCUUCCCUGGACUGGCACGCUUGAAUCCUGAUUCCUGCACACAGCAAGGGUAAGACUAGAUGACCUCAAUGCUCCUGUCCACUUUUCUUGAUUGUAAAUACGGCAACAGGUGGAGAUAUCAACAGAGGCCGUUUUUAGGCUUUAUUUCUUUAUUUUUAGACUUUAAGCACGGAAAGUUUCUUUUCUCCGUAAAAAUGGAGCACAUUUAUCAACUGCUGACUCCGAGUUCUGGAUCAUGGCCAGAUUGGAAAAAUUAAAAAAAAAUAAGAACUUUGAAAUCUUUCCCACUAUCUAAUCCAGAAAUCAUGCAAAAGGACAAAGAUGACAAGGCGUUUACCCAUCAAUCUGCAAGUCCAUGUCACGCUUGGUUGUGUUGCAAACCUCGGCAGUUAGAUCACCCUAUUUUCAUGGAAGGAUUUUUUUUUUUCUCCCGCUCUCUUCUAAACACCUCCCAACAUGCAUUUUCUGCUUGGGUCAUUUCAGCCAGUAUAUUUCUCCAGGGCAAAAAGUUUCCAAAUUCCACAGUGCCUGGAAAGGAGGACAGUAGUCCCCCCAGUUCCUUCCCUGCAGAAACAACUGUUGGAAGAAAACUGGCACAUUUGCAAGCAAACAGCUUUGGUUUUAUCUCCUUCCUGGAAGAUGAAUCGUUCUGAUAGACCAAUAAAACCAAUCUCUUAUCUCUUAAAAUUUCUUAUCUCCCAUCGCAGCUGGGGCCAAGGUUAUGACAAGGCUAUAAAGGCUGAGCUCCCUGGCAAUCAACCUUCAUCCUGACCGCUGACAGAAUGAAUCCUACUCACCUCCUGGUCCUGGCAGCAGUUUGUGUCUCCUUUUUGGCCGCCUCUGUUAUUCCUGUCCCGUCUCGCAACCUGUUACAGUUCGGCAACAUGAUCAAAUGCGCAAUCCCCGGCAGUAAGCCUUUGCUGGAUUACGCAAAGUACGGUUGCUAUUGUGGCUUCGGAGGCAGUGGGACACCUGUAGACAAACUGGACAGGUGCUGUCAGACCCAUGACCAGUGCUACUCUCAAGCCAAGAAGCAUCCUGCGUGCAGGUUCCUCCUGGACAAUCCGUACACCAAGACCUACUCCUACACCUGUUCUGGAGGCAUCCUCACCUGCAAAGACGACAAAGAUGAGUGCGCAGCCUUUAUUUGCAACUGCGACCGCUCGGCCGCCAUCUGCUUCGCCGGGGCCCCUUAUAACGAGGAGUACAAGAAAUUGGAUACCAGCAAGCAUUGCAAAUAAUGUUUGAAAGACUUCAACGCAAGGCCACUACUCAUGUGUGCACGCGGGAAUUCUCCGGGCGGGCCUCGCAUGGCUACCUGUGAAACAGAAAAGACAGACACUGCACCAGCACAAACAUUUUUAUUUAAAACAAUCAAACAAAAACAAAGGAAACAUUUCCUGAACAAUAAAGUGAGGCAUUGGUGUCCUUUUAGGUUUUCUGUUAUGUGUUCUUUAUUUAUGGGAACAAAAGCCCAGCGUGGAGGUCAUGACUUACACUUAGAAUCCUUUGCCAUAUAACUGUAUUUUUGCCCAGGGCCUCUCAACUUCAGACUUGCAGUGUGUUUGUGUGUGUGUGUGAGAGAGAGAGAGAAAGAACAGGGAAAACAGGUGCCCCUUCCUUUAACUAAAUUCCCCCUUUAAAGGCUGAAAAAAUUAGCUCCUUUCAUGUCGGGCGCUGGGAACUAAAAGAAUCCUGGUUAUGAAGUGCCCCAGUGAUGAUCACAGGACACGGUGAUGGUUUUAAACGCCAGAAUGAGUCACCAACCUUGUUUUUCAUGUCGUCGUAAAUUCCAGGGGUUGCUAAACAAGACAGCUGGUAAGCGAGGCCUAUCUGCAC